Gongylonema pulchrum is the source of this 282-nucleotide messenger RNA. NCBI's taxonomy places the organism in Eukaryota, Metazoa, Nematoda, Chromadorea, Rhabditida, Gongylonematidae. The record is from the annotation of a GenBank genome assembly.
GAUGCAAGUUGCAAUAAGCUGAAAUACUUACCAGCCGAUAUUGCUCUGCUGAAGUCACUACGAGUUUUGAAUGUGCGGGAUAACCAACUUACUCAUUUGCCUUCAGAGUUUUCUCGAUUGGAGUUGCGUGUACUGGACGUAUCGCAAAAUGAACUCAGCGAAUUGCCAGCUGAACUGCGGCAUAUGUGUACACUGGUUGACCUGCGCAUGAAUGCUAAUCCUCUAAAUAUGCCGCCUGCUAAACUUUGCUCAAAGGCAUGUAAACUUUUCGUUUUGAGUUGA